CGCAUUUAUUCAGUAGCAGGAGCGCGCGGAGCGCAUAAAUUGGGUGAGAAAGGCAGAGUGAGCAUGCUGUUAGGAGUUGUCAGCCUCAGAAUUGGAUUUCUUGAAUAUAGUUACAGUUUCGGAGCAAAUGAGAACUGGGAGGAACACGUUUCUACUCCGAGAAUAGCUUCUUCGCGGCAGCUCAAUUUAAACGGGUGUUUAAAUUAGAUUUGAGUUAGUGUAGUCGUUUCAUUUUUGCAUGGAAUGCACCGUGGCGUCUCACUUUAGUUUUAGACAUCGUUAAUUGCAAGCGUGGAUAUUACUGACGCGCUGCUGCGUACGCGAAUACAACUGAAGGGACAUCGCUGCAUAUAAUCUCCGAAAUACAUUAAACAAUAGAAUAACGGACACACACGUUUCUCUACAUGGCUUUCCGUCUCUGAACAGCGGAAAACCACACAGACGAGCCUGCCUGUGUAAUUAAAGCUUGCGGCAGCAACGCGGACGAUUAUUAUUUUUGUUGUUGCAAAGCAAUUUCUUCUCAGAGACGCGAGCGGCGCGCGCAGAAGUGUGCUGGAGCCGAGAGCGGAUCGCCUGGAGCCGGACUCCUCGCUCCUCAGGACGAUGGUGUUAGACAAGGAAGAGGGGCAGAAAUGGGGGAAGGGUCUACUAUCGAGAUUCCAGGCUGUGCAAAGAAUGAUGACAGGUUUAAAAUGUGCUGAGACUAUAUAGGGCUUCUAAAAGCAUAUCUCAGCUGGCUCUUUUUUGGAAAACAACAAGAGGUUUCUCCGAGAUGGCAGAAACAAGAUGAUUAGCUCAGACAGAAUACAGCGCUCCUCACAUCAGCUAACUCAUCCUGGAGGUUGCUCUAGCCUGGUGAGACAGGAAGCGCUAGCCGCCUUAAAUCUGGGUUAGGAAACCUGUCACAGCGCGAUGGUGUCAUUCAGUUACCCACAAACCUGAAUUCAUCCAGGUGUGCCGAUGCUCUCCGUCCAGCCCAAAGGAAAACAGAAGGGAUGCGCCGGCUGCAACCGUAAGAUUAAAGACCGCUACCUGCUCAAGGCCCUGGACAAAUACUGGCAUGAAGACUGCCUGAAAUGUGCCUGCUGCGACUGCCGCCUGGGGGAGGUGGGCUCCACCCUCUACACCAAAGCCAAUCUCAUCCUCUGUCGCAGGGACUACCUGAGGCUCUUUGGUACAACGGGGAACUGUGCAGCCUGCAGUAAACUGAUCCCAGCCUUUGAAAUGGUGAUGAGGGCCAGAGAUAAUGUUUACCAUUUGGACUGUUUUGCCUGUCAGCUUUGUAACCAGAGGUUUUGUGUGGGCGACAAGUUUUUCCUAAAAAACAACAUGAUUCUGUGUCAGAUGGACUAUGAGGAAGGGCAGCUCAACGGGAGCUUUGAGACACAAGUUCAAUAGCCAAUCAAACGACGGCAGCGGCAGCUCUCGGUCCACACACACAAACACACGCUUCUGUGCGAUGGAUGUUCUGCUGCACUCAGAGAGAAGAGCAUCGGUCUGCUUGCCUGCAAUACUUUUUACAGUAAAAGCCCUAUUGGUCCCUGAGGACUCUAUUGUAAAUGUACUACUUUUUGGCCCUUCCUGUCCCCAACACUGAGCAGUUACACGUUUUGAUGUACAGUUGUGCCUGCUUAGCUGAGCACUGUAUUGCCUGUAUGGUUUUUGUGAUGUUUUUCUGUUUUGGUCUCUAACACUCUCUCUAUUUCUCUCUCUCUCUCACACACUUGCUCUAUUUCUCUUUCUCUUGUUCUUCUAAUGCUUCUCUGAGGGUAUGUACAGUCUGUUUUCUGUAUAUAUAAACUGGAACAUUUAUUUUAUGAAACUGUAAUGCAAUUUUAUUACCAGUGUGAAUUAAAAAGAUUCUUAAAUGUU
This is a messenger RNA of Onychostoma macrolepis, 1872 nucleotides long. RefSeq names its product LIM domain only 1 (gene lmo1). The transcript has 6 exons. The record is from RefSeq and is a predicted model, not a curated record. Gene Ontology annotation, cellular component: nucleus. Gene Ontology annotation, biological process: positive regulation of transcription by RNA polymerase II. NCBI's taxonomy places the organism in Eukaryota, Metazoa, Chordata, Actinopteri, Cypriniformes, Cyprinidae. Gene Ontology annotation, molecular function: DNA-binding transcription factor binding; transcription coactivator activity. The coding region runs from base 961 to 1398 and encodes 145 amino acids.